Molecule: messenger RNA, 3400 nt
Organism: Lacerta agilis (Sand lizard)
Lineage: Eukaryota; Metazoa; Chordata; Lepidosauria; Squamata; Lacertidae
Gene: FLRT2
Product: fibronectin leucine rich transmembrane protein 2
Exons: 3
Coding region: 1098-3083 (661 amino acids)
Molecular function (GO): protein binding
Source: RefSeq, a predicted model, not a curated record
AGCGACCUCUCUCUCUCUCGCUCUCACAGGCUCGGCUCUUCUUUCAGCGUCCCGCCCUCAAAGGGUUAAGCGGCCGCUGCCUGCCGCUCUUUGCUAGACGGCUGAGUUUCGAGGAAGGCGCUGUUUGAGGCAGGCGUCGCUGCGCGCUGCUGUUGCCGCUGCUCUUGCAGCCACCCGCUUGUGAAACCCGCCAGGCAGGCUCGCUUUGGGAAGCCGGGGGGCACCCAUCUGGUGCAUCGAGGAUCUGCUUUGGGGAAAGAGGAGGGAAAGAAAGAGAGAGGGGGGAGAUUUGCGGACCGGAGGCGGAGAAGAACGAGGCAUUUGGUCACGCUCGGCUGUCUUUUGCAUCUUGGCGCUCUGGGUUGAAUGACCGGCUGGACAGCGGCUCCAGGAGAUCCCUCCGCUGGGCGCUCUUCGGCGAGAGAAGCCUCUCCGGCGGCGGUGGUGGAAGCCAGAGAUUAUGAGGACGACGAGCGUGGCUCUUGCCAGCUAUGGAACAAAGCCAGACCUUGGCGGUGAUCCUUAAAUCAGUACAAUGCAGGAAUCGAGCGGCUGCCCUCGCCACCUUCCUGACCCAGUGGGGUUUGGGUGAGCUCCAGCGAGAGGAGAAACGCGGCGCACUCUCGUCAGGGAAUCAGAUCUAGACUCUGCGGCAGCAUCACACACCCAAGAUAAUGCAGUGCCUCUGUGGCAGACCCAGAUUUCUCAAAUCCAGCCUCAAGCUAAAAUGAAUGCCUUGCCGACUGACGGAAGCUGAGGACCCUGUCACCGCAGCGAACAGAAGUACUAAUCCAGCUGUCCUGUCCGUCUCUGGUUGACAUUUGGCACCUUGCUCUGGGUUACCUGUACGGGACACAGUUACCUUAGCAUUCAGCAUCCAUGGAGAGAGGCAACAACAUGUGUAAGCCUGGCUAGCAGGACAGCGACUUUCCAAGUGAAAGGCCAUCCAAUUAUAAACGGAUUAUUAUUUUGCAUUUGGCCUCUGGGACGUUACCUCUUACCUGCAUAGAAAAGCAGCAUCUCUUUCCAUUUUUUUUUUUACUUCUUUUUGCUAGCAUUUCCCCCUUUUUUUCAGUAUUUUGUUUCUUCAUUUAGAAAUGGGCCCGUGGACUAGAAUGUGGCCCGUGGACAGGGUUGUUUUCUUUAAAUCAUGGCUUGUCUUUUCUCUGGGCCUCUCCAUGCAGUUCUCCAAAGCUCUGGCCUGUCCAAGUGUGUGCCGCUGUGACCGGAACUUUGUCUAUUGUAACGAGCGAAGUUUGACCUCAGUGCCUCUUGGGAUACCGGAGGGUGUAACUGUACUCUACCUCCACAAUAACCAAAUUAAUAAUGCUGGAUUUCCUGCAGAGUUGCACAAUGUCCAGUCUGUGCACACAGUCUACCUGUAUGGCAACCAGCUGGAUGAAUUCCCCAUGAAUUUGCCCAAGAAUGUCAGGGUUCUCCACCUGCAGGAAAACAACAUCCAGACCAUUUCUCGGGCUGCCCUAGCACAGCUCUUGAAACUGGAAGAGCUGCACCUGGAUGACAAUUCCAUCUCUACCGUAGGGGUUGAGGAUGGGGCAUUCCGGGAAGCUGUUAGCCUCAAGCUUCUAUUCUUGUCCAAGAACCACUUAAGCAGUGUGCCAGUUGGCCUUCCAGUGGACUUACAAGAACUACGAGUCGACGAAAACCGCAUUGCCAUCAUAUCAGACAUGGCCUUCCAGAAUCUCACAAGCUUGGAACGUCUCAUAGUAGAUGGCAACCUCCUUAACAAUAAAGGCAUUGCAGAUGGCACCUUCAGCCACCUAUCCAAACUCAAGGAAUUCUCUAUAGUACGGAAUUCACUAACGUACCCUCCCCCUGAACUCCCAGGUACAAACCUGCUUAGGCUUUCUCUACAGGACAACCAGAUUUCACACAUACCACUUUCAGCCUUUUCAAACCUCCACCAGCUGGAGAGACUCGAUAUUUCCAACAAUCAGCUUCGGAUGCUGUCCAGAGGUGUCUUUGACAACCUUCGCAACUUGAAACAACUCACAGCAAGGAAUAAUCCCUGGCUAUGUGAUUGUAGUAUUAAGUGGGUCACCGAAUGGCUCAAGUUAAUCCCUUCCUCUAUCAACGUGCGAGGGUUCAUGUGUCAGGGACCAGAGCACGUCCGAGGCAUGGCUGUCAGGGAACUCAACAUGAAUAUGUUGUCAUGCCCCACAACCACCCCUGAUCUGACGCUGGUUACCCAAGCUCCCUCUACAUCCCUGCCAACCACAGUAACCCCUACUUCACUGGUCUUUACACCAAGUAACAAACACACUCCUCUUCCCCACACUGUAGCCACACUCCCCACUGUGCCUGAGAGGGACGACGAAGAAAAAGUGACCCCUCCCAUUACUGAACAGUUCCAACUCUUCAUCCACAUUGUGAAUGACACUUGCAUCCAAGUCAGCUGGCAUUCCCUUUUCAACGUAAUGGCUUACAAACUGACCUGGGUUAAAAUGGGCCACAGCCUGGAAGGCGGUAUCAUUCAGGAACGGAUAGUUAGUGACAAGAGGCAGAACAUUAGCUUGGCGAGCCUAGAGCCCAAAUCCACAUAUCGGAUUUGCUUGGUCCCCUUGGAUGAUUUUAAUAAUUACCGAGUUGGUGAGGACACCGUCUGCUCUGAAGGCACCACCAAGGCUUCCCUGCUGAGCAAUGGAAGCAACACGGCUUCCAGCCACGAACAGACCACUUCUCAUAACAUUGGGUCCCCGUUUCUCUUGGCAGGCUUGAUCGGGGGGGCCGUGGUGUUUGUACUGGUAGUCCUGCUCAGCAUCUUCUGCUGGCACAUGCACAAAAAGGGACGCUACACCUCUCAGAAGUGGAAAUACAACCGGGGCCGGCGGAAAGAUGACUACUGCGAAGCAGGAACCAAGAAGGACAACUCCAUCCUGGAGAUGACGGAAACCAGCUUUCAGAUUGUCUCCUUAAAUAAUGAUCAGCUCCUUAAAGGAGAUUUCAGACUGCAGCCCAUUUAUACCCCAAAUGGGGGCAUUAACUACACAGACUGCCACAUCCCCAACAACAUGCGCUAUUGCAACAGCAGUGUCUCAGACCUGGAGCACUGCCACACGUGAUAGUUGUGUGGCGAGACACUUGAUGCUGAGAGCAAAAACUCAGAGGGAGGAAAACAAAACAAACCUACUCACACAAAACAAACAAAACAAAACAAAAAUUACAUUUGAUAAAUGUUACACAGAUGCAUUUGUGCAUUUGAAUAAUCUGUAAUUUAUAUGGUGUACUAUAUAAUGGGAUUUAAAAAAAGUGCUAUCUUUUCUAUUUCAAGUUAAUUGCAAACAGUUUUGUAACUCUUUGCUUUUUAAAUCUUAAAAGAAAAAUAUAUUGCUGAAGUACUGUACAGGGUUGUACAAUAAGAACCCAAUGCCAUGGCAAA